UUCAAUUAAUAUAUAGUUUACACGAAAAUCUUGUGGAAGAAAUUCACUAAUGGCAUCUCAGAAAUAAAUGUGUUUGUUCAUUAUAGAAGUCAUGUCUUACAGAACAUUUAAUGAAUUGUGGAUAGAAGCUCAAUUUACACUUGAUGAAGCUACCAAAAACGACUCAAAUCUUCUUACAUCUAAAAUAAAUAAAGAUAAGGUUGUUGUAUUCAAAGAAUUGUCUUUAAUCAUGGUCAAUUAUAUAUCUGCCAUCAAUAAAUUAGAUGAGUGUUAUGAUCAAGUUAUUCAACCUCAAAAACGUAUACUUAUUAGAAACAUUCUUGAAUUAUGCUUAGGACGUUAUUUAGAAUUAAAAAAUGAUAUGGUCAAUUUAAACUUUAAUGAAUUCACUUAUUUGGAUUCAGCUAUAGCGCAACUGAGGUUGUUACCGCAAGAUGUAGAAUUGACUAUACCAUUACAUUAUCGAAAUGAACGGUCUAAAACAAUUGAAUGGCAGAGUAAUUUCAUUGAUCAUGUAUUAAAGAAAACUGGUUUUUACGAAGAAGAAAAAGUUGAAGUUGAUAUGCCAAAUCGACAAGCAAUAUUAUUAAUACAAAGACACGAAAGGGCACGACAAGGCCGAAUGAGAGCUCAAUUCAUGAAAGAAGUUAGAGCAAUGAACAAACCAGAUGCUGCAGACAUAGAAAUUAGUGAUAAUGCAAGAAAAGCAGCAAUGAAAAUCCAAAGGGUUUGGCGUGGUUUUAUAACAAGAAGAAAAAUAAGAAUUAGAGUAGUAGAAGAAAUGUUGUUAAUUGGUAUGUUACCUCCAAACACUAUUGAUAUUGAAGAACAACAAAAAGCUGAAGAAGUUAAAAGUACUAGAAGAAUUAUACAAGAAAAACGACAAAAGGAAUAUGAACUAGCAUUAAUACAAGAAAAAGAUAAAAUUAGAGACCAUGUGAAAGAAAAAAUGAAAGAAGAUAUUAGAGAUGAAGUUCGAUCAUGGUACAUGGGUGUUAAAUCACAAACAGGAAAAUUUCCUGAUUUACCAUCUGAGGAAAGUGGUGGAUCUGCUGUAAUUUAUACCAGGUAUAAGACAGCAAGUUCUCUGAGUAAAUCAACUAGCCAAUCAUCAUCUAAAGGAACCAAGAGUCAUAAAAGCAAAUCUAUUGCUGGAAAAGAAUCUAAAGAAGAAAUAAAAAAAAAAAAUGAUGAGGAAGAUGCAUGUUUUAAAAUGGAACCUUCAAAUUUUUUGCAAGAGCUCAUGUUAGCUUGUUCAGAAUAUGAAGAAGUAUGGAAAGGAAUGGAUGAAACUAAAAAUUCAAGCCAAAAACACAUUGAAAGUAUAGUUAAGACUCAAAAAAUUGCUGAAGUAGAAAGAGAACUUAGAAAGAUUGUUGAUGUACAAUUAAGAGUAGAACUGGAAACUUUACAAAAUGCACUGGACAAAGAUAAUGCAAUCCGAAUAAAAAGGUCAAAAAAACAAAAAAAAGUAAAGAGAAGUAGUAAAAAAGCAAAAAAGAAACGUGAUAAAGAUUUAACUCCAGACAGAACAUUGGAAUCGCUUUUCGAGGAACUGGUUAUGAACGGCAUCGUGCACAAGUAUCCGUCUGUGAGCCUGCGGUCGUUUAAGGGGGACACGUCGUACGCUGGCUGUGACGUGAUGCGAUGGGACAAGGACCCGAGCCCAACGCUAGGCGACGUCCGGCAAGCUGUUCGAGAUAGCUGCGUGCUGCCGAUGCUAAGUAACGAAAUACACCAGGCAAGCCCAGUCGUGCGCUCAGUGCUGAUUGCCGGUGUCCAUGGGUCCGGCAAGCACAUGCUGGUCAACGCCGUGUGCAGUGAGUUGGGCGCCACGCUGUUCGAUCUCACGUCCGCUAACAUCGUGGGCAAGUAUCCCGGUAAAUCGGGACUGACCAUGUUACUUCAUCUGGUCAACAAAGUUGCCAGAUUGCUGCAGCCGUCGGUGAUAUUUAUCGAAGACGCGGAAAAGACAUUUAUGAAAAAAGUACCGAAAACCGAUAAAACUGAUCCGAAAAGGUUGAAAAAAGACUUACCCAAGCUCGUCAAAGCUAUCGCUCCGACUGAUAGAAUAUUAUUGCUCGGAAUUUCAUGCUGUCCAUGGGAUUGCGAUCAAAAAUCAUUGACCAGCACGUAUGGAAAAAUAAUUGUUAUACCUCGUCCAGACUAUGCUAGCCUCUACCACAUAUGGAACGAUCUAUUAUUUCAGUACAGUGGUCUCAGCAGGAAAUUUGAUAUUAGUUCGUUGGCAAAAUUAUCCGAUGGUUAUAGCAUAGGAACUAUAAUCAAAGUCCUUCAGGAGGUAAUGACGUGCAAAAGAGUAUUACAGUUGACAAUUCGCCCUCUAAUGCACGUGGAAAUCCUGAAUGCACUUGCUCGUCAUGAUCCUGUUUAUAAAGAAGAAGAAGACGCGUUUAAUCAGUGGUAUUCAAGAACUCCUCUCGGUCGAAGGAAACAAAAAGCAUUGGACGCCGAAAUAGAAAGACGAAUGAUUGAAAAUGAAAAACAUUCGGGUACUAAAUAAUAUUUUUU
This is a messenger RNA of Sipha flava (yellow sugarcane aphid), 2532 nucleotides long. Its product is annotated as dynein regulatory complex protein 11. The record is from RefSeq and is a predicted model, not a curated record. Gene Ontology annotation, molecular function: ATP binding; ATP hydrolysis activity; protein binding. The transcript is spliced from 8 exons. NCBI's taxonomy places the organism in Eukaryota, Metazoa, Arthropoda, Insecta, Hemiptera, Aphididae. Bases 68 to 2524 code for a protein of 818 amino acids.